This is a messenger RNA of Bipolaris maydis ATCC 48331, 1248 nucleotides long. RefSeq lists its product as uncharacterized. Gene Ontology annotation, cellular component: COP9 signalosome. The record is from RefSeq and is a predicted model, not a curated record. Lineage: Eukaryota; Fungi; Ascomycota; Dothideomycetes; Pleosporales; Pleosporaceae.
AUGAUUUGGCGCGAUCCUACUUUGUUGGACGAAGGCUGUGUUCGUAUCGCAUCCGACGCACCACUCGAAGCCAAUCCGCAGCGGUCCGUAGCGGUCCAUAAUCGUAAUAAUCACUCCCACAUCCGCUUCGCCAUGGAGCAAACAAAGGCCCUCAAUGCUCUCGAGCCUUUUCUCGCCCUCAGCAAGUCGGCCACUUCCCCACGAGCUGCAUCGGACUUGAUUGUGCAAGCCACGAGCGCACCAAACACUUAUGUAUUCGCCGAGCUGCUGCAGACGCCAAACAUCCAGAACCUCCGGACUUCAGAAGAGUAUGGCCCGUAUCUCACGCUGCUCGAGGUCUUUGCCUGGGGAACUUGGGCCGACUACAAGGCACAACCCAAUCUCCCUAAGCUCUCAGCACAGCAACACCAGAAGCUCUUGCUUCUUUCCCUGUUGCCCCUCUCUCACUCCCACACCACGCUCACCUACAAACACCUUAUGGCGUCUCUCGAGCUGCCUACACCUCGGGCUCUCGAAGAGCUCAUUACCACUGCCAUCUACUCUGGCCUCAUCACAGCAACCCUCGACCCUGCUCAUUCCCUCGUCUCUGUCACAUCUAUUUCGCCGCUGCGAGAUCUCGCGCCCGGAUCCCUGCCUGCCCUACAGAACACGCUCCAGUCAUGGUCACAGCGGUGCGACUCUGCACUUGCCGAUCUCGAGGCCCAAGCUGCAAAGAUCAAGCAGGAGGCGUUGGACCGGGAAAAGCUGCGCAGAAAGAAGGAGCGUGCGUUUGAAGCAGCCAUGCAGGCCAGCGACGAGAAGAACAAUGGCAAGCGGAAUCUCAUGGGCGACGAUGCCAUGGAGAUUGACGACGAGGGAGGUAGCGGCAGAGUGACGAGGGGGAACAAGCGGGGAUCUGCAGGGUUUGGCUUACACUUGGGACGGCGAUAGAGAAUGGUUGCUAAUGCGUCAAGGCACACAUGACAACACAAGAUGAAUAGCAAGCAGCCCGUAACUGCCGAGCACCUAGGACGAGUGUUUCGUUAUGAGAGAACGUAAAUACGAGAUAGGCGAUGGCUAUGGUAUGCGUGUGAAUGAGAAGGAUAGAUGAGGACAUGGUUUUGGUAGACGUCGUCGAACUGGCCUCUCGACCGAACGUUUGAAUCAUGUCCAGAGAGCACAAGGGACGACCAAAGUAUAACGAGAAUAACGAUAGCAUGCUACAGCUGUGAUUGGAAAGAACUGAAAUCCGAUUGAUUAUAACUGUGU